Molecule: messenger RNA, 2034 nt
Organism: Nomia melanderi (Alkali bee)
Lineage: Eukaryota; Metazoa; Arthropoda; Insecta; Hymenoptera; Halictidae
Product: carboxylic ester hydrolase
Source: RefSeq, a predicted model, not a curated record
AGAUUAUCGGGACUAACGAUCCAUCGAGCGUCUCUCACCUGAAACAGUCGUGACUUCGCCGCCGUGGAUCACACACGAGUUCCUCUCUCCUCCCACAAGGACCAAACGCGUUUUACUUCUCAGAUUAAAAAGGACAAUUACGAAACUCUUCUAAUUGUCUGUCUAUUAACAAAAUGACAGAAUAUCGAAAUCUGCUGUGGCUUUUAUUGAGUUGCGCUUUCUUCAGCGCAUUUGUUGCAUCCGAGGACCAUGCACUACUAGUGAAAACGAAAAAUGGAACUUUGUCGGGACUGGUUAUGAAAACCAGACGUGAAAGAGAGUUCGUUGGUUUCCGGGGAAUUCCUUACGCACUGCCACCACUUGGAGAACUUAGAUUCGAGCCGCCAAAGCCAUCAGCAGCGUGGAAUGGCGUACGACCAGCUAAGGAGGAUGCCAAAAUAUGUACACAGAGAAACAUCUACACUCAUGACGAUAAAAUCAUUGGCGAGGAGGAUUGUUUGUACUUGAAUGUGUAUACGCCGAAAUUACCAACUAACGAAGAUAAACUGAAAGGAGGAUAUCCCGUUAUGAUCUGGCUACACGGCUGCGGAUGGAUUUGCGGCGCAGGCCAUUCUGACUUUUACAGUCCGAAAUUCUUGCUGGACCAUGAUGUGAUUCUCGUCACUGUGAAUUACAGGCUUGGACCAUUAGGAUUUUUGAGCAUGGAAGAUACAGUGUUACCUGGAAACAAUGGAAUGAAGGACCAAGCACAGUCCAUUCGAUGGGUACACGAAAAUAUUGCUGCGUUUGGCGGUGAUCCGAAUCGCGUAACCAUCUUCGGAGAAAGCGCCGGAGGCGCCAGUGUUCAUUACCACAUGAUGAGCGAUUUGACGAAAGGACUUUUCCAUCGCGGUAUCUCUCAGAGCGGAAACGGUUACUGCCCGUGGGCUGUGGCUAGACCAGGUUCAGCGAGGAAGAAUGCCAUCAAACUGGCUGACCUGUUGGACUGCCCUACGAAAAACACGAAAGACAUGGUUGCCUGCCUGCAAAAGAAAAACGUUUUAGAUAUCAUCUCUACUGAUCGUGCUUUUCAGGUAUUUGGUUACUGUCCGAUGAUACCCUUCAGACCAGUAGUUGAACCCAUUCAUCCUGGCGCUUUCCUAACGGAAGAUCCUGCAGUCUCAUCAAAGAAUGGUCGACUGAUGGACAUACCAUGGAUGACAGGAAUUACUUCCGAAGAAGGAGCUCUUGUUGUACCAGGACUAUACACACGCAACAACGGAGCAUUAGUGAAGAAACUAAACGAUGAUUUCUUAAAUAUUGCCCCUAUAACAUUCCUUUUCGGACAAUCGUGUCCUACAGAGGAUAUAAAACGGGUCGCCUCCGAAAUUCGAGAAUUCUAUUUUGGCAAAUCGUCAAUCGACAAUGCUACACGAUUCAAUCUUAUUGAUUUGUACAGCGAUGCUUGGUUCACUUAUGCUGCUCAUAAUUCAGUACACGACUACUUCGAGAAGCAGUCAGCUCCUGUUUACUAUUAUUACUUGGCUUAUCGAGGAACUGCAUCAUUCAGUAGUAUAUUUGGUGAUCCGGAUAAUGACUAUGGAGUUUGUCAUGCUGAUGAUUUACAGUAUUUGUUCCCUGUUGGAGAGCAGUUGUUUAAAGACAAACCUCUCAGCGAGAAGGAUCACAAAAUGGUUGAUAUCAUUACGAGUCUGUGGGUCAAUUUUGCCACUACUGGUAAUCCUACGCCCGAAAUAACCAAAGAUAUACCUGUAAAAUGGAAACCAGUGAGAACAGAAGCUCUCGAAUACCUUCGUAUAGGGCAAGAUCGAAUUGAAAUGUUGAAGAACCUUAAGGAAAAGAGGAUGAACUUCUGGAAGCGUUUGCCGAUCCGGCCUGACUUGAUCGACAGCGGCAAACAGACACAGAAAAAAGACGAACUGUAAAAACUUCGUAGGAAUUUUUUUUACGACUACGCGGGUCGUUGGGUAUAGUAAAACUGAAUAAAUAAUCGGCAUAGAAUGGUGUAUAUCACACCUUCGGCCUCGAAUAUUA